This is a messenger RNA of Owenia fusiformis, 2088 nucleotides long. Lineage: Eukaryota; Metazoa; Annelida; Polychaeta; Sabellida; Oweniidae. The record is from the annotation of a GenBank genome assembly.
UUUGUUAUCGAUGUUUCCUCCAUAGAUAAGUGACAUAUGAUAAGUAAACUUACUUGAAGGAUACAAUAGAAACAAAACAGUGCCUCAAUGGAUUACAAAAAGUUUGGUAAUGAUGAAGGAAGGGAGGAUUUUCAACCUGUUCAGAUCAACAGCUCCAUGUAUGACGUCCCUCUUCAGGAACAGCAGCCAAUAGAGGGCACAAAAUUCAAUGGCCAAAAUGCGGAAUUUUCUAGUCCAGUUAAGUUUGCUGAAACAGAUAAAGAUCUUCGUAAAGGAAACUUCAUCGAUCCUGCAGGAGACAGAAAUGAUGCAGUCACCCCUUUAGAGAAGUUUCAACUUUUCAUACGGAAAAUUGUCGAUCAUCUUGGAUUCCGAGCAUUCACUGUCUUGCUCAUCAUAGCUGAUACCAUCAUUAUAAUCGUUGAUCUUGCCACCAAGUCUGAUGGACGAACAGCUCUUGAGAUUCUCUCGCUUACACUCUCUACAUAUUUUGUUGUUGAAACAGCAGCCAGGAUAUUUGCUGUUGGUUUCAAAAACUUCUUUGGUGAUUGGAGUGUUGAUUUCAUGGGGUCUGUCAAGGCCAAGUGGCUUGACUUGCUGGAUCUUGUCAUAGUGGUGGUAACAUUUAUCAUAUCUGUCGUAUAUACUGCAGCUGAUCUUAGUGGCGGGAGCGCUGGCUUUGGCAAAUUAAUUGUUGCUGGGCGUCUUAUCCGAUUGGUCCGUGUAUUCCGUCUAUUUAUGGAGAAACGUAAUCUGGAGAAAUCAACAAGACUCGUUGUUUCUCAAAAUAAGCGAAGAUUCCAAAAAGAUGGGUUUGACCUAGAUUUAUGUUAUGUUAAUGAUAGAUGUAUUGCAAUGUCAUUCCCUUCUAGUGGAAUCUGGGCCUUGUAUAGGAACCCAAUUGGGGAGGUGGCUAGGUUCUUUGACUAUUACCAUGAGGGUCAAUACCGCAUCUACAAUCUCUGUAGUGAGCGGACUUACGAUUAUGAUAAGUUUCACAAUAGAGUGGAGAGAGUAUACAUCGAUGACCAUAAUGUUCCAAAAGUCAGUGAGAUGAUAAGCUAUGCAUCAAGUGUACGAUUAUGGCUGGCAUUAGAUCCCAAGAAUAUCAUAGCAGUACACUGUAAGGGAGGUAAAGGGCGGACUGGGACCAUGAUCUGUGUAUAUCUUCUAGAUAGUGGAGAAUUAGAAGCAGCCUCUGAUAGUUUAGAGUACUUUGGAACAAGACGAACAGACUUGAGUGUGGGGAGAAAGUUCCAGGGAGUUGAAACACCAAGUCAGAGUCGAUAUGUUGGCUAUUUUGAGGUAGUAAAGAACAAGUUCAACCUGAAGCUUCCACCAAAUAAACCAAUGCGUAUGAAAACACUCACGAUCAACUCAAUAGCAGGGGUUGGCAAGGGUAAUGGCUGUGACCUCCGUAUGGAACUUUAUCAUGAGAAAAAGAAGAUAUUCGAUUGCAGUUUUGGUCCAAAUUGGCACUGCAAGUCAGUGCAUAAUGCAGAGAAGAAUUGUGUAGUGACAGAGAUGGAUCUGGAAACUUCGCCCAUUCUUGUACAAGAUGUCAAAGUAAUGUUUCACUGUAGUUCUUCUGUACCCAUAGGAUAUGAGAAAUGUCCAUUUUAUUUCUGGUUCAACACAUCAUUUAUAGAGGAUAACAAGCUGGUGUUGAUUAGAGAAGAGAUAGACAAUCCUCAUAAGGAAAAAACCUGGGAGACUUUUAAAGAGGACUUUUCAAUAGAGGUCACCUUCGAAGACGCAAACAGCAAUGCAACAAGCUAGCCUGACAGAGCAGAGCGCCAUCUGGUCAUGCUUAUUUUACCGUGUUUUUAUCGAGAACUUGAAUGAAGUGCUUGGUUUUUUGUACUGUCUCCCUUUUAAUUUUGAUUUUGUAAUGAUGUGUUUGUGUUUAAUGAUUAGCAAUGAGCUUAAGAACAGGGUUCUUCUUUGUUUUAUUAAUUUUUUGGGGCCAGUGUUUGUAUGUAAGUCAUUAGUUGGGAGCUGAUACUUAAUAUUGCCACAAGGGAAAGUGAAGUAUUAAAUCCCAGCAGGGCCCUUGCCUGAAAAUGUAAUAAUUGGUGAGGCAAAUUU